GGGAUCAUUGCCGCAAGUGGCGCUAGUGUAUUUCCUACGGCGAGUCACUCUUUCCGUAACGUCGGCCAUUUCUUUUGCGCUGAAAAUUUGUUAACGCACGAUGGGUUUCCAAAAUAUCUGGUAUUCUCACCCCCGUAAAUACGGUCAAGGAUCUCGAUCCUGCCGCUCGUGCUCCAACCGCCACGGACUCAUCCGAAAAUAUGGAUUGAACUUGUGCCGUCAGUGUUUCAGAGAAUAUGCUGGCGAUAUUGGCUUCAAGAAGCUGGAUUAGAUUUUUAUAAGGCGGUUGGGUCUUUCCUGGAAUUCUACAAGAGCCCUAACAUAGUUAAGUGCUGAUGUUGUGGCUGGUUGUACAAAUCAAGUAAAGAUUAUGAUUUAGUUAUAAAACUAAA
Messenger RNA from Dalotia coriaria, 392 nucleotides. It is a transcript of the gene RpS29, whose product is annotated as ribosomal protein S29. Lineage: Eukaryota; Metazoa; Arthropoda; Insecta; Coleoptera; Staphylinidae. The record is from RefSeq and is a predicted model, not a curated record. The transcript has 3 exons. Gene Ontology annotation, molecular function: zinc ion binding; structural constituent of ribosome. Gene Ontology annotation, cellular component: cytosolic small ribosomal subunit; ribosome. Bases 101 to 271 code for a protein of 56 amino acids. Gene Ontology annotation, biological process: translation.